AUGUCGAAAUGCUAUCUACAACAGGCAUAGUAUAUGCCAAGAACGAGACGGUCAAUAAUUCCACUGGUUUGGAUAAUAUAAAUAGACCCGGAGUAGACACAGAUAUAAAAACAUCUUCUUCACUGAAAAGCCUAAAGUAUUCACUCAUAGACAUGCUUAUAAUCGGUUUCGUCUGCAUCACCACAACCGCCAUGUUAUCAGUAUCACUUAGUAUAUUGUACUUUAAAUACGAUUGUAAACAAGAAGAACCCGAAGAAAAGAUUAGAUCUUAUGAAGACUUGCAUUCGGCCUCGUCGUCAACAGGUGGAUAUGCCAAUGUGAACUGAUCGCAUCUUAGUGACCAAUCAUACUGUACGAAUAGAGUGCAAUGUACAUUUUCUCAUAAUAGUUGAAUUCAUACAAGAAAAUCGUUUAUCUGUUGUUUUUUUUU
This is a messenger RNA of Mytilus trossulus (common blue mussel), 430 nucleotides long. RefSeq lists its product as uncharacterized. The record is from RefSeq and is a predicted model, not a curated record. The transcript has 4 exons. Bases 9 to 326 code for a protein of 105 amino acids. Lineage: Eukaryota; Metazoa; Mollusca; Bivalvia; Mytilida; Mytilidae.